UCGCAUAAUGUCACAUUAUCUAAAACCAACAAAACCCAUCACUAUAAAACGGUCCCAGUUUUCCACUUUUGGUAUUCAUUUCCUCGACUCUACCGAAAAUGCACUCUCGAGUCUUACUUUUCAUUUUACUUUCAACCACUGUGAAUUGUGAAUUAUGUUCGUGGAGGGAAAAUUUCGACCAAAUCGCCAAAUGUGCAACAGUGCGCGCUUUGAAGACCUUUGAAAUCGCCGAAAGACAAGAUGGGUUGGAAAUAAUACCAGGAAUUGCGCUCCAGAGGAAUGGGACUUACUCGGCAAGAAGCGCGAAAAAACUCGAAUUUUCCGUCCAAUCGGCCAAUUCAACGUCCGAACUCUUCGAUUUAGUUUUGACCCAAGCUUCGCGUUUCCUCAAUUCCAGAGUUUUACAGAUCAAAUUGCCACUGCAAGUCCCUCAAAACCUUGCCAGGUCCUUUGAGGAAGCCCGCGGGAAAGUGAAGAAAACAAUGGGAUCUUUGAUCCUCGGCCUUGGAACCAGGAUGAUGUCCAUGAUCCCAAUUAUGUUCGGAGGCCUUGUUCUCCUAACAACGAAGGCUCUCAUAGUCGGGAAAUUAGCCUUCGUCAUCUCUAUUAUUUUAUUUGUUCAAGUGUUCUUCAGCGGGAGGUCUUUCCCUUUUUUCAAUCAUGGAGGUGGUACUUUUAAUAUUCCGCCGACUUACGGAGUACCUACCACUUAUGGUACCAAUUUUGGUACCAACUUUGGCACCAACAGUUUGGGCGGGUGGAGUAGUGCCCAGAAUCCCUAUGCCAGGUCCAUCAAUGUCUCGCAAAAUGAGAGCAACAGCGAGGACAAUUCGUAACAUUUAAAAUUGUCACAUCUUAUUUAUUAUUAUUUAUUUUUUCUUAAUAAAAUCAGCAAAUUUUAA
Molecule: messenger RNA, 902 nt
Organism: Tribolium madens (black flour beetle)
Lineage: Eukaryota; Metazoa; Arthropoda; Insecta; Coleoptera; Tenebrionidae
Gene: Osi14
Exons: 3
Coding region: 99-836 (245 amino acids)
Source: RefSeq, a predicted model, not a curated record